Lasiosphaeria miniovina is the source of this 2166-nucleotide messenger RNA. RefSeq names its product amino acid permease-domain-containing protein. Gene Ontology annotation, biological process: amino acid transmembrane transport. NCBI's taxonomy places the organism in Eukaryota, Fungi, Ascomycota, Sordariomycetes, Sordariales, Lasiosphaeriaceae. The record is from RefSeq and is a predicted model, not a curated record. Bases 1 to 2166 code for a protein of 721 amino acids. Gene Ontology annotation, molecular function: L-amino acid transmembrane transporter activity. The transcript has 7 exons. Gene Ontology annotation, cellular component: membrane.
AUGGCGAGUCCGUCCAGCAGCAACCCGCACUUCUUGGCAGCCCAGCAUGGCCCAGUACCCGCAGCUGGCCAGCACCAGCUGGGGCCAGCUGCCGCCGGCCAGCCAGCACUUGGCUACCAGUCCGACCUCCUCGAGGAGCUGAACCGAACCACCAACCAGGCCGCCGUCGUAACUGACGCUCCUGACGAGCGAUUCCGUUUAGGAUUCUUUGACUCGACGUGUAUGGUCAUCAACCGCAUCAUUGGUACCGGUAUCUUCAACAGUCCCACGGCUGUGAUGCAGGGCACCAAGAGUGCUGGCGCCGUGCCCCGGAGUGGUGGCGAUCUUCACUACCUGCAAUACGUAUACCGCUGGAUCUACUACAAGAAGAAUACCGUCGUACUCAGCGGUGUCCUCUUCGGCAUCAGCUUCAUUUGCAUCGGCAACAUGGCAAGCAACUGCAUCAACUUUGGUGUCCGCGUUCUCCAAGCAGCACACCCCGAAGAGGUCCCUGACAACGGCCGCAUCCGCGCUAUUGCCAUUGCGGCUGCUGCAUUUGCCUGCAUCAUCCAUGCCGUCUCGCGUCGCGGUGGGAUCUGGCUUAACAAUCUCCUGGCUAUUGUCAAAGUUGGUAUUCUGCUAGUGAUAGUGGCCACAACUCUCGCUGUAGUUGGAAAAGGCAUUCGCGACAGAGAUGGAAACCUCGUCCCAAACGUGUUUUCCCAGAAUUUGGACCCCAAAGUAGCAUUCAAGCCCCCUGUGGAUCCGGCCAAGAACCCGGCGAACGCCAUCUACCAAGAAGGGACCGCAAACGGUUACGCGGCGGCGUUUUUGUCAAUCAUUUUCGCCUAUUCUGGCUUUGACCAGGCAAACUACGUCCUUGGAGAGAUAGCAAGACCGCGGAGAACGUAUCCAAGGGCAGCUGCGUUUGGAAUUGUUCUGGUAUCAGUUCUCUACAUGGUGGUCAAUAUCUGCUAUAUGGCUGUAGUUCCGGCCUUUGAGCAGUCGCACGACGUAGUGGCGCUUCUCUUUUUCCGCAAGACGUUUGGCUUUGCCGGCGAGUAUACGGCUGACCGCAUCUUCAACGCCUUCCUGGCCCUGUCGUCAUUUGGCAACGUCAUUGUCAUGACAUACACUGCCGCCCGUAUGAAGCAAGAGAUCGCCAAGCAAGGCUUCAUUCCGUUUCCCAAAUUCUUUGGCCAGAAUGUCGAUCUCAGCAUCGGUCGGCUUGUCCUGCAUCUCCGCAAGAAGGGCUGGAAGUUGCAGUUCCUAGUACCUGAAAACCACCAAGAGGCCACGCCAGUCGGGGCCUUGGUUCUGCACCUCCUCAGCUGCCUGGUGCUCAUUUUCGCCACUUACAACAUUCAGGCUGAUGACGCCUACGACCUUCUAGCUGGCCUGAUUGCUUAUCUCACCACAGCUUUCUUCGGCUUCUUCCUGGCCCUGGGCAUCUUGAUCCUCCGCAUCUGGGGCCCACCCGCCACGGAGCCCGCCAAGACCAAGGACUACCUUGCGGCUCACGCCAACGGUCUCGCCGACGACAACCCCGUGCGCAAAACAUGGACCGAGAUGACGGACAAGGGCAUUUACGCCUGGCUCAGCGUCGUGUGCGCCAUCAUCUACCUCGCUGGAAACGGCUUCCCUCUUAUCACCUCGUGGAUUCCUGCCACGGCCGACUUCGUCACUAGCACAGUGGCCUGGUGGGUUGUGCCUACGGUGUCGUGGGCGGUCCUCGGCUUCGCCGCGCUGUGGUGGUUCGGGUUCUUGGCUGGUGCCAACUACCGCGAGCGGCACCAGCAAAAGACGCUCGUGUAUGAGAUCAGGCCAGAGUUUGAGUGGGCUGAGCCGGCCGCAGCGGCUGGGGCCCAGCAUGCUGCUGACGGGGAUAGUGUUGAUGGUGAUGGAGAGCUACGGCAGCGCCACGGCGGCAAGAUUCUUGUCCAUGAGACGGUGUUAUUCCGCUGGGAGGGUGACGAGAAUGACAUGUUUGGGCCCAUGCCGGGAGACGCCGUUUUCGGUGGGCCUACGAUGAUGGGGGCGCAACCACCGAUGCAGCAGCAGCAGCAGCAGCAGCAGCAGCAGCAGCAGCACGCACCGCCACCGCCUCGUGUACCGGAUGAGUUUGACGACUUUAGGCCAAUUCCGCCGACACCGGCGAAUGUUCACCAAGGCUACUCUCCUUGGUGA